GGAGGGUUGAAAGACUAAAACACGAAAGGCAUGGAAUCUCGGUGGGUGCAGCGAUCAGACUAAGAAAGCAGGAAAGGAGACAUUGCGAGAUGGUCCGGCGAAUGACGUUCUGGGCGGAUAGACCUCGUGGGAUCCUGCCACCAAGAAUAUCAGAGGGCAGGGUCGAAAUAAGCCUGCCGGCAAGAAAUACGAUAGGCAAUCCGGUAAUGGACUGGGUGGGGGUAGAGUUGGUGGAAGAUACGGUGUACCUAGUUAUGGAGCUGGAAUGGCGUGCGAGAGGGGAGUUCGGGGAUAUGGACUUGAACCUCCCAGGGCGUGUACGUGCGACGGGAUCCUUACACCUGUCGGAAGAGGGAUGGCGGACCUUUAGGAUUGCUUUGGCUUCCGGGGAUGACCCCAUACGAAUGUUCGAAGGGGCAUGGCAAAUAACAUGGCGGGAGGGGUUUGAGUUUGCAGACCCGGAACGAGAUGACGUAACGGCGGAGGUAAAAGUCGACGCGGCAGGGGUUUUGGAGCUGCCAAAUGAGGUCGUACGGAUGAGUCUGCCACCCUUCCUCCUAAGACGAAUGGGAGGCAUAGAACGAGUGGAGCAGGCGGUGACUGACGUAACUAGGCUAAAUUUUAACGAAGCAUUAAUGUAUCGGGAAUACUAUCGGGCCUUCCUGGAGAUGGGGCCUUUCAGGGACGAACAAGGGCACGAGGUGCUUUGCAUUCUACGAGCAUCUAUGAAUACUAGGCCAGGAGUCCCGCAAAUAAGUGAUGAGACCAUGUGGAGAUUCAUCCGGCGAGAGGUAGGUCGGGGCGCGACCUACAUAGAUGAUCUCUACCGGUUGAAGCCGGAUCCGGCAAAGACCGACAAGAUAUCACAGUGGCUGACACCACUGCGCACGACGACGAAGGUAAGGGCAUUCCUAGGCGUAGUCGGCUUUUGGAGGAUCUUCAUUCAGAACUUUGCCAAGAUUGAUGAGCCUAUCCGGGCUAUGAUCAGGGAAGAAGGGACCAUGGAUUGGACGGAGGAGCGAGAAGGAGUUGUCCAAAGGCUCAAGGACAUAUUGACAUCUGAGACAGUCGCCCUGUCCGCGCCUUGUUUUAAUGACGAGGUGGGACGACCCUUUAUCCUAGAGACGGAUGGAGGACCUUUGGCCGUAGGAGGUGUGUUGAUUCAAAGGGAUGAGGAAGGAAAAGAGAGGCCAAUUAGGUUCGAAAGUAGAACCCUGAACUCCGCAGAACGGCGGUACUCGCAAUUCAAGAAGGAAGUCCUAGCCAUCCUGCAUUGCCUUAAGACCUUCCAGGCCUACCUAUUUGGGAGGCGGUUCAUCUUAAGGAUCGAUCCGACGAAUGUUGCAGGGGAUCUAAAGAACUACAGGCCUAUAGAUCCGACGGUAGGGAGAUGGGUAGGAUUUAUCUGGCAGUUCGAUUACAAUAUCGAACGGAUUGCUGGAAUCCGCAACAAGGCAGAUGGGAUAAGUCGGGUUUGCACCACUCCCGAAGGGAUGGAGGAUGCAGAGCCCAUAGACGCCUUCCUCGAAUACGAAGGAGGUACUCUCGCAGUGGAUAACGAAAUGAUGAGCGAGGGAUGCACAUCGGGAGAACUAUUGAUCCAGACUUUGGAGAAGGGGGCACCUACCGUAGUAACAGGACUUAGAGAAGGACCAGUUACCACUCGAGGACGCAGAGAAGAAAAUGACUCAUGGGGAGCGAUAGUAGGACCGAAAGAGGAACUAAUGGCAAUGGCGGUAGAGGGAGGCCGGGAAGCAGUGAUGAGCUUAGUGGAAUCUUCGGAAAGGAAAGAGUUGCAAUGGGUGGUAAACCAGAUGCAGGAAGGAAAGGAUGGGGGCUAGGACGGGGAGGAGUUUUUCUACGUCCAAUCAUACGAAGGGCUCUUUCGGGAGAUCGGGUUGUUGUUGGUAGGAAACAAACAACCUACGAAAGU
Molecule: messenger RNA, 1933 nt
Organism: Chara braunii
Lineage: Eukaryota; Viridiplantae; Streptophyta; Charophyceae; Charales; Characeae
Source: the annotation of a GenBank genome assembly